Messenger RNA from Peniophora sp. CBMAI 1063, 1002 nucleotides. The record is from the annotation of a GenBank genome assembly. NCBI's taxonomy places the organism in Eukaryota, Fungi, Basidiomycota, Agaricomycetes, Russulales, Peniophoraceae.
AUGGGGAAAGAGGAGAAGAAGCACGCGCGCGACAAACCACCCCGACCGCGCAACGCCUGGAUGCUUUUCCUCUGCGCGUAUCAUGAUGAGCGCAAGGCAAUGCGAGAGCCACCGCUCAUCGACCCAGAGACAGCCAAGCACACCAAGAUCGUGUCUGAACGCUGGAAGAAUCUCCCUAUGUCAGAGAAGGAGAAAUGGCACGCCAAGGCUGAGAAGGAGAAGGAAGAGCACGCUGCGCGAUAUCCUGGUUACAGGUAUCAGCCCUCAAAACACAAGAAACAACGCACAUUCUACGGAGGCUCCAAAGCACAUCGCAAGAUGCAAGGCUUAAUGCAGGCAGCUCAGGCGAAGAUUCAGCAGGACGUUGGCGGACGUUUAAUUUGGGUCGAUGUCGCCGAGAACGGCCAAUCUAUCGCUGGACAGGUUGAACUGUACGAUGUGCCACAGGACAACGGGCUGCCUUCUUCCAUCGUCGGCAUCCACCCCUAUGAUCAUGCUCUCGUAUCUGCAUCUCACAGUCCCGUCUUCCUUAGACCGGUUGCGCAGUACUCCGGGCCUCUCAGCGAGCGGGCCCAGUCACUCGGUCCUGAUAGCGACGAUGAUGAAAUGUAUGGUUCAGCACCACCGGACAGCGACUGGGAGAACGACUGCGCCGAUGAGGACGACGCGGAGCUCCAAACGCCUGACAGUGCUACAUACCCGAGGCGCGACUCUGGCUCGGAUCCCUUGCGGAUUGUCAUGACUGUACAGAAUGGACUGGGCACGCUAACGGAGGUUGACGCUGGCGUCCAGCCGUCGGAUCCUGGACGGCCGUUGAGCCCCCCUAUCCCUGUCAUGCAGCUCAUUCGAGAGUCUCGCAAGGCAGGGAAGCCCGUUGGAGCAUGGCAACGUCCUGUGGGCCGUAGAACGUUCUCAGUCAAGUCCGACGUUAUAUUCGUCUUCGUCGCCGCUGUCCGCGAGCUCUCCUCCCCAGUCCGAGAUUACAGGGUCGAGAUCUUCUGA